AUGGCACAGUGCAACGGUAUCAAUGAUAUACCGUAUGAGGUUAGAACAUCUGGUGAGCUCGGGCGGUAUCUCGUUGCGGCUCGUGACUUAGCACCUGGAGACCUGGUCCUGACUGAGCGACCUCUCGUCUUUGGCCCUAAAGCUAUGCAGAACGCCGAAGCCAGUAUGCCUUGUGUUGGAUGCUAUAAACCAGUAUCAACUGAAGUCGGUGAAAGAUGUUUCAGAUGCGGGUGGCCAGUAUGUUCUGGUAACUGUCCGGGUCUGAAGGACCCUAGACAUCAUGGAGUAGAAUGCCACAUCCUCAGCGCUAGACCAGAGUGCGUGUUGAACAACAUGACCGACUAUUACAGGCACGAUGCUCUCCUGCCGCUUCGUUGUAUUUUACUUCAGAAAAUAGAUGUCAAACAAUGGACAAAGCUUCUGGAACUGCAAUCACAUAUGGAAUGCCGUAUUCCUGGUAGCGAAGCCUACGAUGAAGCGAAUGAAUACAUCGUAGAAUAUCUAAUGAACCAUUUUAUAUCGAAAUUGGAAGACGAAAUUAAGAAUAAAUAUAUACCCGAAGUUUCGCCUGCACUUAUUCAUAGAAUGUGCGGAAUCAUUGACACAAAUGCGCUUGAAAUACGUCUUCCUGACGGCGCUGAAUUACAUGCAUUAUAUACAAAUACGUGCAUAAUGGAACAUAGUUGUAUACCAAAUACAAAACACACUUUCAUGCAAUCGCCCAAAGAUAAAAAUGAUUUAUAUAGAAUUACAGUAAAAGUUGUAGUCCCGCUACAAAAGGAACAUCAUGUAACAACCAUGUACACACAUGCGUUAUGGGGCACUCAGGCAAGAAGACAACAUUUAAAGGAUACUAAAUAUUUUGCAUGUAGAUGUACAAGAUGCAGUGAUCCUACAGAACUCGGUACUUAUUUGAGUGCUAUGAAGUGUCUUGGUGAUGGAAAUAAUGAAUGUGAUGGUGUGCAUUUACCAGAAGAUCCUUUAGAUGACGAAACCGAAUGGGCGUGUAAUAAAUGUCCCAUUAAAAUAAAUAGUUCUCAAGUAAAUAUGGUUAUUACCCAAAUGGGAGAGGAAGUAGAAAAUGUUCAGAUGGUUGGUGGCUCAGUACCAAUUUUAGAAAGUUUGCUAUGUAGAUUAUCUACAUUUCUACAUCCAAAUCAUUAUCAUCUAUAUUCUAUAAAACAUUCUUUAAUACAGCUAUAUGGCAGACAACCGAGUUACACGUCCGUUGAAAUCCUUGAGAAGAAAAUAAAGAUGUGCAAAGAUUUGAUUAUUAUAACAAGAGCUUUAGAUCCAGGAAAUGCUAGACUUAGUCUAUACAAUGCUGUGCUACAACAUGAGCUACAUUCAGCUUUAUUAUCAAAGGUAAAGGUGAAAAUAGAUUCAUCUAAAAGAAAUGUGGAUCAUAUAGUCUCUAUAACUACUGAAGCUAAAGUAGCUAUAGAAAAUGCAUUAGAGUGUUUAAAAGAUGAUAUCGAUGAGACUGCUGGAAAAAAACUGUUUGAAGUUAUUAAGAAGAGUAAAAUGAGUUUUGAUAAAUAUUGUAAGAAAAGAAAGCUGGGUUGUAAAUAG
This is a messenger RNA of Achroia grisella, 1572 nucleotides long. It is a transcript of the gene SmydA-5, whose product is annotated as SET domain-containing protein SmydA-8. The record is from RefSeq and is a predicted model, not a curated record. NCBI's taxonomy places the organism in Eukaryota, Metazoa, Arthropoda, Insecta, Lepidoptera, Pyralidae. The transcript has 5 exons. Bases 1 to 1572 code for a protein of 523 amino acids.